Messenger RNA from Cryptococcus amylolentus CBS 6039, 1083 nucleotides. RefSeq lists its product as hypothetical. The record is from RefSeq and is a predicted model, not a curated record. NCBI's taxonomy places the organism in Eukaryota, Fungi, Basidiomycota, Tremellomycetes, Tremellales, Cryptococcaceae. The transcript has 4 exons. Bases 366 to 1058 code for a protein of 230 amino acids.
CCCAGACCACAAGGCAUUUACUCUUAAGGCAAGGUAUCCCAUGUGACUCUGUUCUUUGUUCUGCGUCCAUUCUGUCCCGUUUCGUCUCUGCUGAUUUUUGAGCUGGCCUCAAACAUGGCACCCACCUCCUUCAUCUUCAGGAUUGUCGACAAGUUUGUCGACGGGGAAGUGACGACAAUACGAUGUGGCCGUCGAAAGUACACUAUACCCUCUUGCUACAAAGACAUAUACUGGCCCCAAUAUAAGAAGAAGACACACGGCAAGCAUGAAACGUACCGCGAAGUAGAGCAUUUGGUGACGCAAGCUCGUCUAGCUGCCAAACAUGGCGAUAUCCGGGUGAGUCCUAGAGUUGGAGGAUACGCCUAAUGUACCAGCCAUUCUACAGGAUCUACUGUUUAUUCGCAGAGCUGGGAGAACAUUAUGGUAAGGGAAACACUGGCGAAUCUAUGUGUGGAUCAACUCACGACCCAAAGCACCUGGCCUACGAGUCCAAUGUUGGAACAUCCAAGAACAUCGUUGUUGCCGACAAACAAGCAAUGCGCUACUUGAAAGCUUAUGCGUGGUUCAUGGAGGGCAUCCUCCCGUCUCCUCUGGGAAAGUUUCGACUAGGUGCUGCAAGCGUCACCGAAGUCUUUCCGUUUCUCGGACCUGUAGUGGUCUUUUUAACAAGCAUGACUGUCUAUUGCCGUACGAUAAGUAAUGUUUCAGCUCCCUUCUGGCUCUGCAAAGAGAUGCUUUUUCCUCUCAUGUGGAGUAUAUUCUUCUCAUUCUUCUUCCCUGAGGUUGGUGAUCUCGCCGCAAGCAGUAUCUCCCCCAGCAGACGAGCAGCUCGCAAACUCAAAUACUUGCUCAAACUUCGUGGCCUCCUCGUUAAAGACCAGAAGUAUGACGAUGGGCUCUACAUUUCCACCAGGCUUUCAGACGUUUUUCCGGAGCUACCCGGCGAUGGGGAGGAGGAGCACGAGUGGGCGUAUCCCGAAAAGCUAAGGGAAGAGCUUUAUGGUGGGAAGGACUUUCUGCAUUUGGUCGGUAGAAAGAAUGGAGACGAUAAAGUCUGAUGUAUCUCCAUUAUGACUGGAGAGA